AUGGAUCGCGGUGGUCCUUUCAAGGUCUUCGUCGGCGGUUUGCCCCAGGACUGCACCAAUGACAUCCUCACGGACUACUUCAGCAAGUUCGGUAACAUCACUGACGUGGUGGUGAUGACGGAUCGGAUGACCGGCCGCUCCCGGGGCUUUGGCUUCGUCUCCUUCGGCACCGAGGAGGCAGUGGAUCAGAUCAUGGCCAUGCACCAGGAUCACCAGAUCCAGGAGAAAUGGGUGGACUGCAAGCGGGCCUCAUGA
Effrenium voratum is the source of this 255-nucleotide messenger RNA. NCBI's taxonomy places the organism in Eukaryota, Dinophyceae, Suessiales, Symbiodiniaceae. The record is from the annotation of a GenBank genome assembly.